UGCGGGUGUUGUGAGCGGGAAGAUUAUAUAUGAACAGGAAGGGGUUUAUAUUCACUCAUCUUCGGGAAAGACCAGUGACCAGGACAGCUUGAUUUCAGGAAUAUUACGUGUUUUAGAAAAGGAUGCUGAAGUAAUAGUGGACUGGAGACCAUUGGAUGAUGCAUUAGAUUCUUCUAAUAUUCUCUAUGCUGGAAAGGACUCCAGCUCAGUUGUAGAAUGGACCCAGGCCCCAAAAGAAAGAGCUCAUCGAGUAGCAGAACAUCUGAACAGUUACGAAGCAGAGUGGGACAUGGUUAAUACAGUGUCAUUUAAAAAGAAACCACAUACUAAUGGAGAUGCUCCAAGUCAUAGAAAUGGGAAAAGCAAAUGGUCAUUCCUGUUCAGUUUGACAGACCUGAAAUCAAUCAAGCAAAACAAAGAGGGUAUGGGCUGGUCAUAUUUGGUAUUCUGUCUAAAGGAUGACGUCGUUCUCCCUGCUCUGCACUUUCAUCAAGGAGACAGCAAACUACUCAUUGACUCUCUUGAAAAAUAUGUGGCAUUAUGUGAAUCUCCACAGGACAAAAGAAUACUUCUUGUGAAUUGUCAGAAUAAGAGUCUUUCACAGUCUUUUGAAAAUCUUCUUGAUGAACCAGCAUAUGGUAUAAUACAGAAAAUUAAAAAGGAUCCUUAUACAGCAACUAUGGUAGGAUUUUCCAGAGUCACAAACUACAUUUUUGAUAGUUUAAGAGGCAGUGAUCCUUCCGUACAUCAGCGACCACCUUCAGAGAUGGCAGAUUUUCUUAGUGAUGCUAUUCCAGGUUUAAAAAUAAAUCAACAAGAAGAACCAGGAUUUGAAGUCAUCACAAAGAUUGAUUUGGGUGAAAGACCUGUUGUUCAAAGGAGAGAGCCAGUAUCAUUGGAAGAAUGGACUAAGAAUGUUGAUUCUGAAGGAAGAAUUUUAAAUGUAGAUAAUAUGAAGCAGAUGAUAUUUAGAGGGGGACUUAGUCAUGCAUUGAGAAAACAAGCAUGGAAAUUUCUUCUGGGUUAUUUUCCUUGGGACAGUACCAAAGAGGAAAGAACUCAGUUACAAAAACAAAAGACUGAUGAAUACUUCAGAAUGAAACUGCAGUGGAAAUCUGUCAGCGAGGAACAAGAGAAAAGAAAUUCGAGGUUAAGAGAUUAUAGAAGUCUUAUCGAAAAAGAUGUUAACAGAACAGAUCGAACCAACAAGUUUUAUGAAGGCCAAGAUAAUCCAGGGUUGAUUUUGCUUCAUGACAUUUUGAUGACCUACUGUAUGUAUGAUUUUGAUUUAGGCUAUGUGCAAGGAAUGAGUGACUUACUUUCACCUCUGUUAUAUGUGAUGGAAAAUGAAGUGGAUGCUUUUUGGUGCUUUGCCUCCUACAUGGACCAAAUGCAUCAAAAUUUCGAAGAGCAGAUGCAAGGCAUGAAGACCCAGCUUAUUCAGCUAAGUACCUUACUUCGGUUGUUGGACAGUGGAUUUUGCAGUUACUUAGAAUCCCAGGACUCUGGAUACCUUUAUUUUUGCUUCAGAUGGCUUUUAAUCAGAUUUAAAAGGGAAUUUAGUUUUCUAGAUAUUCUUCGAUUAUGGGAGGUAAUGUGGACUGAACUACCAUGUAAAAAUUUUCAUCUUCUUCUCUGUUGUGCUAUUCUGGAGUCAGAAAAACAACAAAUAAUGGAAAAACAUUAUGGCUUUAAUGAAAUACUUAAGCAUAUCAAUGAAUUGUCCAUGAAAAUUGAUGUGGAAGAUGUACUAUGCAAGGCAGAAGCAAUUUCGCUACAGAUGGUAAAAUGCAAGGAGUUGCCGCAAGCAGUUUGUGAGAUCCUGGGGCUUCAGGAUAGUGAAGUUACAACACCAGAUUCAGACAAUGGGGAAGAUGAAAACGUUGGCAUGACUAUUUGUCCUGCAUCUGCAUUUCAGAGUAACUCGUUGCCUGUCCUUACUGCCAGUGGAGGCAGAGAUGACAACCCAACAGAAAUACCCAUGUCCCCAAAUGUCAGCAGAUUAACACCUGCAUGAUCAUUCUUUGAAGAGACACUUUGUUACAACUUUUUUUCAAGUACUUGAAAGGUGGAAAUUUGAAAUCUUGGUAUUGAUCGUGCUUUAAGGUUUAUGGAAAGAAUGUGUACUGAUGUUCUUGCAUUAAAGCUUUACAAAGAUUUAAACUAAUUAUUUUUGUAGUUACUUCUACCAAAUAGCCUUUCCUUUUCAAUAACAUUCCUUAGUAUUUUUUAUAGCUAAGUACAUUUUAUUUUCUUGCUGAUGAACUGGAAUUGGAAAAAUAGUACAAGUGGAUGAGUUGGAAAUUAUGCACUUUGAAAACAUUCACUUUGUUUACUCCAGGUUUAGCAGGUUUGGAUUUGAUUAAAUGCUGAGCCUUUCUAUAGCUUUCUAAGCUGAGAAGUAGGUUGUGGCCCAGUGAUGAAAUGAAAGAAUUUAUUUUUCUCUCUUGUUUACAAAAAUACUUAGCUUAAAUAUUUACACUGGUUGAAUGUGAUUUAAAUUGGACAUUUUCAUCAAUGCAAUUUAAUGUGUAGAUAAAGAGCUAUUUCAACCAUAAUAAGUGGAUUGGCAGUAUAUUUUUUACAUUGAACUUUUCUUCACUUGUAUAUAAAGACUGUAUAAGUACUUAUUUAUGAGUAUAAGAAAGGAUAGGCAUAUUUUCUUUAAUUGAAUAAACUUGACUAUUGAUUUAUAUAACCUGAUUUCACAAAGUAAAUACAUAGCUUCAGUAUGAGAUCUUUUUCAAAGCUAUUUUCUUAACCAAACAUUUAUUUCAGGAGACUACAUUCAACCCCAUAUCUGGUGUAAUUUUCAGGUUAAUUGCGUAUAGUCUCAUUUUACUAAUAAUGUUUACUAUCUUUCCUAAUAAUGCAUUAACUGAUUAAUCAGGUCUUUAAAUUUUUAUGAAAUACUCUUUACCAAAA
Messenger RNA from Budorcas taxicolor (takin), 2925 nucleotides. RefSeq names its product TBC1 domain family member 15 (gene TBC1D15). NCBI's taxonomy places the organism in Eukaryota, Metazoa, Chordata, Mammalia, Artiodactyla, Bovidae. Gene Ontology annotation, biological process: activation of GTPase activity. Gene Ontology annotation, molecular function: GTPase activator activity. The transcript is spliced from 17 exons. The record is from RefSeq and is a predicted model, not a curated record. The coding region runs from base 290 to 2017 and encodes 575 amino acids.